CAGGGAGCCGCCCCCGCCCGCGCCCCUCCGCCCUCAUCCAGACCCUCCACGCCGGGCUGGGCUGCGCGGCCUGAAGAGCCGGCGAUGGCCAGUCCGCCGCUGCAUGGAUCCCCCGGGCCGGCGGGCGGCGACGGCCCCAACCUCAACAACAACAACAACAACAACAACCACAGCGUGCGCAAGUGCGGCUACCUGCGCAAGCAGAAGCACGGCCACAAGCGUUUCUUCGUGCUGCGCGGGCCCGGCGUAGCUGGCGACGAGGCGACAGCGACUGCGGGCGGGGGGUCGGCGCCGCAGCCUCCGCGGCUCGAGUACUAUGAGAGCGAGAAGAAGUGGCGGAGCAAGGCAGGCGCCCCGAAGCGAGUGAUCGCGCUCGACUGCUGCCUGAACAUCAACAAGCGCGCGGACGCCAAGCACAAGUUCCUGAUCGCCCUCUACACCAAGGACGAGUAUUUUGCUGUGGCGGCCGAGAACGAGCAGGAGCAGGAGGGCUGGUACCGCGCGCUCACGGACCUGGUCAGCGAGGGCCGCGCGAGCGCCGGCGACCCGGCCCCCGCCGCCUCGGCCCCCGCGGUGUCCUGCAGCGCCUCCCUGCCGGGCGCCCUGGGCGGCUCGGCCGGCGCCGCGGCCGAUGACAGCUACGGGCUCGUGGCGCCCGCCACGAGCGCCUACCGCGAGGUGUGGCAGGUGAACCUGAAGCCCAAGGGCCUGGGCCAGAGCAAGAACCUGACGGGCGUGUACCGCCUGUGCCUGUCGGCGCGCACCAUAGGCUUCGUGAAGCUCAAUUGCGAGCAGCCGUCGGUGACGCUGCAGCUCAUGAACAUCCGCCGCUGUGGCCAUUCGGACAGCUUCUUCUUUAUAGAGGUUGGCCGCUCGGCCGUCACGGGCCCCGGAGAGCUGUGGAUGCAGGCCGACGACUCGGUGGUGGCGCAGAAUAUCCACGAGACCAUUCUGGAGGCCAUGAAGGCGCUCAAGGAGCUCUUCGAGUUCCGGCCGCGCAGCAAGAGCCAGUCGUCGGGGUCGUCCGCCACGCACCCUAUCAGCGUCCCCGGCGCGCGCCGCCACCAUCACCUGGUCAACUUACCCCCUAGUCAGACAGGCCUGGUGCGCCGCUCGCGCACCGACAGCCUGGCCGCCACUCCGCCGGCCACCAAGUGUAGCUCGUGCCGGGUUCGCACUGCCAGUGAGGGCGAUGGCGGCGCUGCAGCCGGGACUGUGGCGGCGGCCGGCAGGCCCGUGUCAGUAGCCGGAAGCCCCCUGAGCCCUGGGCCCGUGCGCGCGCCCCUGAGCCGCUCGCACACCCUGAGUGGUGGCUGUGGUGGCCGCGGGAGCAAAGUGACGCUGGCGCCGGCAGGGGGCGCCCUGCAACACAGCCGCUCCAUGUCCAUGCCCGUGGCGCACUCGCCCCCUGCUGCCACCAGUCCUGGCAGCCUGUCGUCCAGCAGCGGGCACGGCUCAGGCUCCUACCCGCUGCCUCCGGGCCCGCACCCGCACCUGCCUCAUCCUUUGCACCAUCCCCCAGGUCAGCGGCCCUCCAGCGGCAGUGCCUCUGCCUCAGGCUCUCCCAGUGACCCUGGCUUCAUGUCUCUGGACGAAUACGGCUCUAGCCCUGGUGACCUGAGAGCCUUCUGCAGCCACAGGAGCAACACACCGGAGUCCAUCGCGGAGACACCUCCGGCCAGGGAUGGCAGCGGGGGCGAGUUGUAUGGGUACAUGACUAUGGACAGGCCUCUGAGCCACUGUGGCCGACCGUAUCGCAGAGUCUCAGGUGAUGGGGUCCAGGACUUGGACAGAGGACUGAGAAAGAGGACUUACUCCUUGACCACACCUGCCCGGCAGCGGCCAGUGCCCCAGCCCUCCUCUGCCUCUCUGGAUGAGUACACCCUGAUGCGGGCCACCUUCUCUGGAAGCUCAGGCCGCCUCUGCCCAUCUUUCCCUACAUCCUCUCCCAAAGUGGCCUACCACCCCUAUCCAGAGGACUAUGGGGACAUAGAGAUUGGAUCCCAUAGGAGUUCCAGCAGCAAUCUGGGGGCUGAUGAUGGCUACAUGCCCAUGACUCCUGGUGCAGCUCUCAUGGGCAGUGGCAGCGGCAGCUGCAAGAGCGAUGACUACAUGCCCAUGAGCCCCACCAGCGUGUCUGCCCCAAAGCAAAUCCUGCAGCCAAGAGCUGCGCCUGCAGCAGACUUGCCCCCCAGCGGAGCAGCAGCACCUCAGCCCGCCCCUGUGGCCAACAGGACCUUCCCAGUGAGCGGGAGCGGCUACAAGGCCAGCUCCCCAGCGGAAAGCUCACCCGAGGAUAGCGGGUACAUGCGCAUGUGGUGUGGCUCCAAGCUGUCCAUGGAGAAUGCCGACCCAAAGCUGCUUCCCAACGGGGACUACCUCAACAUGUCCCCCAGCGAAGCGGGCACCGCGGGCACGCCUCCCGAUUUCUUCUCAGCAGCCUUGCAUGGCAGUGGGGAGGUGCUCAAAGGGGUCCCUGGCUACUGCUACAGUUCCUUGCCCCGCUCCUACAAGGCCCCUUAUGCCUGCAGCGGGGACAGUGACCAGUAUGUGCUCAUGAGCUCCCCUGUGGGACGGAUCCUGGAAGAGGAGAGGCUGGAGCCCCAGGCCACCCCAGUGACUUCCCAGUCAGCCAGCACCUUUGGGGUUGGCGGGAGUGGCCACCCCCAGCCUCCUCAUCCAGCAGUGCCUUCACCCAUGAGGCCAAGUGGCAGCAAUUUCCUGAGCCAGCGCUGCCGGGCGGUGCGGCCCACACGCCUGUCCCUGGAGGGGCUGCAAACCCUGCCCAGUAUGCACGAGUACCCCCUGCCGCCAGAGCCCAAGAGCCCUGGAGAAUACAUCAACAUUGACUUUGGCGAGGCGGGUGCCCGCCUCUCACCACCUGCGCCUCCACUGCUGGCAUCUGCAGCCUCCUCCUCCUCGCUGCUGUCCGCCAGUAGCCCAGCUUCAUCCCUGGGCUCGGGCACCCCGGGCACCAGCAGCGACAGCCGGCAGCGCUCCCCGCUGUCCGAUUACAUGAACCUGGACUUCAGCUCUCCCAAGUCCCCCAAGCCGGGCACCCGCAGCGCGGACCCAGUGGGCUCCCUGGAUGCCCUGCUCUCGCCUGAGUCUGCUUCCCCAUACCCACCACUGCCUCCGCGUCCUUCUGCCUCUCCCACCUCCCUGCAGAAGCAGCCCCCUGCACAGCCUCCUCCAGGGGAGCCCUACCAUCUGCCUCCAGCAUUGGGCACUGCCACCUCCCAGGGCCCCAGUGCUGCCUCCUCUACAUCCUCCGAGACCGGGGACAAUGGUGACUACACCGAGAUGGCCUUUGGUGUGGCUGCCACCCCGCCUCAACCCAUCGCGGCCCACCCAAAACCGGAAGGUGCCCGAGUGACCAGCCCCACAUCGGGCUUGAAGAGGCUGAGUCUCAUGGACCAGCUGUCAGGGGUGGAAGCCUUCCUGCAGGCCAGUCAGCCCCCCGACCCUCACCGAGGCGCCAAGGUCAUCCGCGCAGACCCACAGGGGGGCCGCCGCCGCCACAGCUCCGAGACCUUCUCCUCAACCACUACGGUCACCCCGGUGUCCCCGUCCUUCGCCCAUAACCCCAAGCGCCACAGCUCAGCCUCUGUGGAAAACGUCUCUCUCAGGAAAAGUGGCGAGGGCAGUGGUGGGGGCGUCCUCGGUGGGGGCCUUGGAGCAGGUGAGGAGCCACCCACGUCCCCAGGACAGUCGCAGCCAUCACUCCCCGUGCCUCCAACCCCGCAGGUGCGGCCGUGGGCCCCGGGCCAGCCUGGGGGCUUGGUGGGCUGUCCUGGGGCCAGUGGUUCUCCUAUGCGAAGAGAGACCUCCGCGGGUUUCCAGAACGGCCUCAACUACAUCGCCAUUGAUGUGAGAGAUGAUCCGGGGCUGUCCCCCCAGAUGCAGCAUCCGCAGCCAGGAGACAAGAGCUGGGGCCGGACCCGUAGCCUCGGGGGUCUCCUCAGUGCCGUGGGGGGCAGUGGCACCAGCGGGGUGUGUGGGGGCCCGGGCCCUGGUGCCCUGCCUUCGGCCAACACCUACGCCAGCAUCGACUUCUUGUCCCGUCACUUGAAGGAGGCCACCAUUGUGAAAGAAUGAAGCGCCAUCCGGCUGCACCGCCCGGAGGUCGACAGCGGAGAUCUCAGCGUAUUUCCCACCGAGGCUGCAUGCGACGUCUGUCGGAUCUGGGCGAUUCCACGUGGAGACCUCUGAACUGGACAGGAACCAACCAGGCCCGAGCGCCUGCCUCUCUCACUUGUCCCGGCCGGGGCAUGCGUCAUUGUGCAGUGUGUGUUGCAUUUUGUUUUAUUUUAUAACUUAAAUUAGCCGAAGAAGUUAUUCUGGAGCAAAUUGGAUGUUUUUAUUGGCCUUCUUAAAUCGUGGCCGGUGUGUUCAUUUCUUCUUACUUUUACUUUGGCAAAGCAGAUCUAUCCCUCAGCAUGCUAGGAGAUGCUACAAUACCCACCGAAGUGGUAAAAUCUGGUAUUUACUGGCUUACACUCAACUCUACCACAGUCCUACCUCAGUCCAAGGUAACGCCGGAUCACGUGGUCGGGGUGCAGAGGCUUCCUGCACGUCCACCCCAGGGCUCGAGCGUGGCCUUGGCCUCGCCGACCUGCUCGAGUGGACACAGAUUCCAGUCCAGGUACCUGCGAUGUUUACUGGUGCACGGAGCCCAGAGUGGGACUGACAGUUCUCCAUGGAAGUGAAAUCUGGGAUUGGACUUUGAAGAUGGAUUCGUAAAUAAUCAUUAUUAAGUGUAACUGAAGCAACCUACUUUUGAAAAUCAUCAGUUGUAUUGGGUGGUGGGGUGGGAGGGAGGGGUCCUGGGCGGGUGACUCUCUCUUUUUACCUUUAACAGGCUUGUCUAUCCUUCUCUGUGUAGCUGUUCGUGUAGGUACUUCAAGUUGCAAAAGCCUUUUCUCCCCUGCAGGAGCUCAGAGGCCCUGCUGUCCUGAAUCCUGAGCUUACGUUCUCUUAACCAAAACCUCGUGUAGGCAUGCUGGUGGUUCAGGCUGCUGGGGCCUGCAGGCUUAAUGUUUGAAAGGUAUCGACUACUGCUCUCGCGUUGGCCAACAAGGCUGCCCUGAAGAGAGAGAGAGACUGAUAGAGAGAGGCAUUGUAGCUAAGCUCCUGUGCUGGAGUGGAAGGAGAAGAAAACCAGUCUCUCACAGUGCACGUCACUUGUCAAAGAAAUCCUUGACAAGACCACCCUGGUCUCACAUUUUCAGUGUUCUGAAAAUCUCAGUGUUGUGGCCGUUAUCGAUCAUCACAGACGUCACCCAGCAUGGCUAAGCUUGCCAGCAGACUGUGGGCCCCUGGCUGCUCCCUCGACACACUCUGGAGGCUCGGCCUCCCCCAGUGCCUGUGCCCCUGGAGGUCCUGCAGAGGCUACACUCGUUCUUGGAGAUGUGAGUUGUUGGUCUGUUUGGGGUUUUUUUGUUGUUGUUGUUUUGUUUCUGUUUGGAGAAAAAAUAUAUAUAUAAAUAUAAAUAUAUAGAGAUCUAUAUCACUAUAGAAUAAUGCAUUAAUCAAAUGAGGCUUUCUAGAGGAAGACCAAAAGAUUCAAUGUCUUAAAAACCUAUUUAACGGCAAUGCAAACGUCUUCCUGCUUCCGUGCUGAAUUCAGAACAGAGGAUUGUAUUGCAAGACAAAGUUGAAUGUAAAGUGAUCCCCCUGAGCAUUCUCAAGGUCUUUCUUUUCUGAAAUCACACGUCACCAUGACGCAUAGGCCACGCAGUUCUGGUCUGACCGUCAGCUCCCGAGCGUCCUGUACACACAUUGGUAAGAUGGAUAAAAGGCCCUAAAGUUCUCUCUGGUUGGGGACUAGGAGCCCCCAGUGGUUUGCUGAGAGUCCCCCAGCACAGUAGGAUGAUGGGGACCUGCUGGACACGGUGCGGGAGGAGUCGUGGCACGGACAGGGCGUCCAUGUCCCUGCUGCCACUUAGAAGGAGAAGAAUACAAAGUUGAUGAUGUACUAAAUUUCCCUCUAUCCUGUACAUUUCAAAAAGGAAAAAAAAAAAAAGGCAUAUGCAAUAUUUACAUUUUUAAUUUAGUUUACAGAAUGGAACCAAAAUGUGUAAAUGUUAUGUUUGCUAAAACUUCACAAUGUACAUUGGGUCUUUGUACAUUUUGCCUGACUUACCUUAAAUUUAAAAUAUUUUUUUGCUAUAUAAACUUUAACAGUUAUUAAACAGUGUUUUCUUUGGGUACGUAUUGUUUCUGGAUAUCAAGAUGUUAAAUAUAUUUCUCGUGUUGUGUUAGGACGAGAGACUCAACCUACCCUGCUCCGUCUUCCGCUGUACGCUCUGUACAGAGGGUCGACGGGUCGCUGCUGGAGACGAGAGAAAACUGGACUAGAGUAGCGCAUUGUAUUUAGUCUGUAUUGACCAUGGAUGCCCUCCUUAAUAGCCAUAUGCAAUAAAAUAAAAUACAUUAUUUAUGAAAUGAA
This is a messenger RNA of Marmota flaviventris (yellow-bellied marmot), 6451 nucleotides long. It is a transcript of the gene Irs2, whose product is annotated as insulin receptor substrate 2. Lineage: Eukaryota; Metazoa; Chordata; Mammalia; Rodentia; Sciuridae. Gene Ontology annotation, molecular function: insulin receptor binding; phosphatidylinositol 3-kinase binding. Gene Ontology annotation, cellular component: cytosol; plasma membrane. The record is from RefSeq and is a predicted model, not a curated record. Gene Ontology annotation, biological process: insulin receptor signaling pathway.